Molecule: messenger RNA, 1328 nt
Organism: Stylophora pistillata
Lineage: Eukaryota; Metazoa; Cnidaria; Anthozoa; Scleractinia; Pocilloporidae
Product: synaptosomal-associated protein 25
Biological process (GO): exocytosis; synaptic vesicle fusion to presynaptic active zone membrane; synaptic vesicle priming
Cellular component (GO): SNARE complex; plasma membrane
Molecular function (GO): syntaxin binding; SNAP receptor activity
Source: RefSeq, a predicted model, not a curated record
UCACCGACGAUUAGAAAGCGGCUGCUAAGAUUCCUAAUAGGAAACUCCGACUUUAACCUGUUGGAAAGUGAAGGUGUAGACUCCACUAUUUUGAAUCUGUGUCUUACCAGGGCCAUUCACAAUGUCUGAUGAAGAUCGCAUGAGAUCAGAGAUUUCUAGAAUGCAGAUGAGAGGCGAUGAGCUGACAGACCAGUCAUUAGAAAGUACUCGUCGCAUGUUGCAGCUUUCAGAAGAGAGUCAAGAGGUGGGAAUGAAAACACUUGUGGCACUAGAUGCACAGGGCGAACAGUUAGAUAGAGUUGAGGAGAACUUAGAUCAAAUCAAUGUUGACAUGCGCGAGGCUGAGAGAAACUUGACAGGACUCGAAAAGUGCUGUGGAUUGUGUGUUUGCCCGUGGAGAAGGCGGAAGAAUUUCGAAAACAGUGAAAUGCACAAGAAAGCCUUUAAGGAUAGUGAUGAUGGAGCCAUAUCUACCCAACCAGGAGCCAGAUAUGCACAAGACGGAAACCGUGGAGAGACAGCGAAAAGUGGAUACAUACAAAAGAUAACAGGAGAUGAUAGAGAAGAUGAAAUGGAUGAAAAUCUUGGGCAAGUGGCCAACAUUGUCGGAAAUCUGAAGUCAAUGGCGAUGGACAUGGGAAAUGAGAUUGACACCCAGAACAGGCAGUUGGAUCGCAUCAAUGCAAAGGCGGAAGCAAACGAUGUCCGCAUCCAACAGGCAAACACGCGGGCACGGGAUAUCUUAAGGAACUGUUGAAUGGCAGAAUCGAGGAUGUUGUCAUUGUUCUUCUAGUCUUAUCCAAGUUAGUAAUGUUAGCACUGAGUAUAGUUUUUUUGCCAAACCUGAAUUACGAUUGCAAUGAUAUUGAGACUUCCACAACAGGGGAACAUAAUAAAAAAUUGGUUCAAAGAAAUUCAUUCAACCUUAUUUUUAAAAUUUGUGUAAUUAAAGGCCUUUCACCAUUACAAAAUUUAGUCUCUUCCUUUUAAGACAAAACAGACCGCUGUGAAAAAAGUUUAAAAAGCAAGGAUAAAAAAGUGUUUACGAUCGUGGCGUUAAAAGAUCAUUGUUGUUGAAAGCUAGAAGGGUAGAUAUCUUUGUUACAAUGUGUAGCCAAGUUUGAAUAUAAGGAAUGGUAUUUCGUAAGACACAUUCAAAUGUUUUUCUUUGCUUUAAAGAAAGACUUAGAAUUAGUCAUAUUUUACAUUUAUCUACAAAGACAACAAUUCGAUUUUGUUCUUAGUAUAUAUUGUAACAAUCUCCAGCGACUGUAUCAGGACAAAGGAGCCAAAGGAAAUUACUUUUGUUGAAAUAAACCUAAUGCCUC